Molecule: messenger RNA, 1800 nt
Organism: Misgurnus anguillicaudatus (oriental weatherfish)
Lineage: Eukaryota; Metazoa; Chordata; Actinopteri; Cypriniformes; Cobitidae
Source: RefSeq, a predicted model, not a curated record
GUAAAGUCAAUCCUACAAUAACUUCCUGCUUUCAUAAGCUGCAUGUGAAAGUCCAGUUUAUUAUCAUAUAUGCAGGUAAGAAGGAUUGACGAGCCACUUUAACAGUGCUGUGUGCAGAUAUUUCCAUUCACCUCCAUCUUUAAUCAUGAAAAGCUCCAAAGAAGCCGUGCAGACAGCUGCCAAAGAGUUUCUUCAUUUUGUUAAUAAAGGAGUUUCACCAUAUCAUGUGGUGGAAGAAUGUAAAUCUCGCCUGCUGAAAGCUGGUUUUAAGGAGCUUAAAGAGGCAGAACACUGGGAUAUUAAACCUGCCAAUAAGUAUUUUGUGACCAGGAAUUACUCCACUAUUAUUGCAUUUGCGGUAGGCGGUCUUUACAAGCCUGGAAAUGGUUUUUCCAUAAUUGGAGCUCAUACGGAUAGUCCGUGUUUGAGGGUGAAGCCACGCUCUAAGAAGACAAAGUUAGGCUUCCUGCAGGUAGGAGUUGAGUGUUAUGGAGGUGGAAUCUGGAACACGUGGUUUGAUCGUGACCUGACCAUUGCAGGACGUGUUAUGAUUAAGAGUGAAGGCAAGCUGGUGCAGCGUCUGGUUCACGUUCCACGUCCCAUCCUCAGGAUCCCUCACCUGGCCAUUCACCUGCAGAGAGAUAUUAAUGACUCAUUUGGACCCAACAAGGAAAACCACCUAACACCUUUGUUGGCCACUGCCGUACAGGAGGAGCUGGAAACGGGCUGUGCUGCCUCAGGAGAUGCCUCUAACGCAACAUCCACAGCAGAGAAGCAUCAGCCUGCUCUGAUCCAGAUGCUGUGUGGACAGCUUGGGGUCGAGCCUGAUUCUUUACUGGAUUUUGAGCUCUGUCUGGCAGACACGCAACCAGCUGCACUGGGAGGCGUCUUUGAGGAGUUUAUCUUCUCUCCUCGUCUGGACAACCUGCACAGUUGUUUUUGUGCCCUCACGGCUCUAAUGGAUUCCAGCACACCUGAUUCACUAGCUAAAGACACAAACAUACGUAUGGUUACUCUUUAUGACAAUGAAGAGGUGGGGUCGGAGAGCGCUCAGGGAGCCUGUUCAAACCUUACAGAAUUGAUUCUGAGACGUUUGGCUUCGACUCCUGAAAACCUGACUGCCUUUCAGGAGGCCGUGCCACUGUCCUACAUGAUCAGUGCGGACAUGGCCCACGCUGCACACCCUAAUUACCAAGAGAAACAUGAGGAGAACCACAGACCUGCUUUUCAUAAGGGUCCUGUCAUAAAGUUUAAUAGUAACCAACGCUACGCAACCACUGCUGUGACAGCUGCUGUGUUACGAGAGAUCGCUGGAAAAGUGGGUGUACCUCUACAGGAUGUGAUGGUUAGGAAUGACAGUCCGUGUGGAACAACAAUUGGCCCAAUUUUGGCAGCUCGGUUAGGAAUGGCAGUUCUGGAUCUCGGAGCCCCACAGCUUGCCAUGCACUCCAUUCGAGAGAUGUGCUGCACAUCUGGAGUUCUCCAGACCACCACACUCUUUAAGGGCUUCUUUGAGCACUUCCCCUCUGUGCGAAGCACAGUAGCCGUAGACUAGACUGUCGGUUUCACUUGCCAGAACUGCAUGGAUGGAUUAAUGGACGUCAUUAAUAGGGAAAUCAAUAUCACUCUAUCCUUUCUCAUUCAUUUUCUCAGCAUUAUCAUUUGUCCAUUUAUCACUGUUUGCGACAUAGUGGAACAGGAGUUUGUUCUCUUGUAAACUGUAGCACUUGAACAGUAUGACCAUAUUGUAUACUGUACUUUGUUAACUUGUUAAUAAAGUCAACAAAUUUUUGAAUUUCA